Messenger RNA from Gymnogyps californianus (California condor), 2594 nucleotides. It is a transcript of the gene GLDN, whose product is annotated as gliomedin. Gene Ontology annotation, biological process: signal transduction. The transcript has 10 exons. Lineage: Eukaryota; Metazoa; Chordata; Aves; Accipitriformes; Cathartidae. The record is from RefSeq and is a predicted model, not a curated record. The coding region runs from base 1 to 1584 and encodes 527 amino acids. Gene Ontology annotation, cellular component: cell surface.
AUGGAGGCGGCGGGCGGCCGGGCGCUGCGGUGCCUGCUGGCCGCCGUGGGGCUGCUCUCGGCGCUCAGCGCCGCCGGGACGCUCUUCCUCCUGGCGCAGUGGCGGGAGCUGGGCGCGGCGCUGCGGGAGCUGGAGGCGGCGCGGCCCGCCGCGGACAACGGCUCCCUGCGGGACCUGCUGGGCGCCGCCGGCCCCGGCCAGGCGUCCCCCGCGGCCGCCCGCAGCAAGCGGAGCCGCCGCGGGGAGCGCGCCCGCGGACACGUGCGCGCCGAGAACGAGGAGAUGCUCAUGAUGAUGACCUACUCCAUGGUGCCGGUCCGAGUGAUGGUGGAUUUAUGUAACAGCACAAAAGGGAUAUGCUUAACAGGGCCCCCAGGUCCCCCAGGGCCUCCUGGACUUGAUGGACUGCCUGGCUACAAUGGAUCAGAUGGAGUCCCAGGUAUACCAGGACAAAAAGGAGAACCAGGAAUAAAUGGAAAAAGAGGAAAAAUAGGUUUGCCAGGACCAAAAGGUGAUCAAGGACAGAAAGGAGAACCUGGAGAAAUUGGUUUACCUGGCAAGGAUGGUAUGCCAGGAGGAAAAGGCGCAAGAGGAGCAAAGGGUGAAAAGGGGGAUGCAAACAAUGAUGUGAUAUUAGAAGGUGCAAAAGGUGAACCUGGACUGCCAGGGCCCCCUGGACCACCAGGGCCCCCAGGGCCUCCAGGAAAACGUAAAGGUAAAGGUAAAGCACAGCUUCAGGAGAACAUAUACAGCAGCAAAUGCACAGGUGAGACAUGUGCUGUACCGAAUGAUGAUACCCUGGCUGGAAAAGCUGAAGACAGAACCCCUGGUCCUUCAAAAAAAGCUGAAUGUGUCAUAACAUCUGUAGGAAGUCCUGUUCACUUUGUCAGUGUACAGCAAACGUUUGGAACUUGGAUGCGGGAACCUGCAAAUAUAAGCGAUGAAAGGAUUUGGCUUACCAUGCAUUUUUCAGGAAACUCUAUAAAAGAAUAUGAGAAUUCCAAUGCCUUGCUGAAUGACAGCUACAGGAUCAUUAACAUCACGGGAUUCUUUUAUGGAUGUGGUCAUGCAGUACAAAACAAUCAUCUCUACUAUCAAAAGGGAGGAACCAAUGUCAUUCUGAAACUUGGGCUUGAUAAAGCAUCGCUGGGCACACUGCUAAUUGAAAAUGCCUUAUAUCAUGGUCGUAACUACCUGUUUUCUAACUCGAAGACGUAUUUCAACAUAGCAGUGGAUGAGAAGGGUCUUUGGAUUAUAUAUGCCUCAAGCACUGACGAAAAUAUGAUAGUAGCACAUAUUGAUGAAGAAACAUUUUCAGUCAUUCGGCAUAUCAAUACUACAUAUCCUAAGUCCAAGGCUGGUAACGCAUUCAUAGCAUGUGGCAUUAUGUAUGUUACUGAUACCAAGGAUAUGACAGUAAGUUUUGCUUUUGAUUUAUUGAAAGAGAAGCAGAUUGAUGCAAGGUUUGAGUUACGGUCUUCACAGUCUGUUCUUGCUAUGCUUUCAUACAGUCUAAGAGAUAAGAAUUUGUAUACAUGGGAGAACGGGAGCUUAAUGGUAUACCCUGUACAUUUUGGCAGAUGAAUGUAUUUUAAAAUGUCAUGUAUGGGAGCCAUGUUUCACUAAAUAGAUUAUUUAAAGCUAUAUGAUAUACACACAGGGGUGUCUUCACUUGGUAUAAUUUUCUGUUCACUGAUGGUGGUUUGUGAGUGUGCAUAAAAGGGAGAUCAGGUGCCUUUGUAUAAACACACUUCAAUUAUAUAGGCCGUUCUCGUCUUUUUGAAAGAAUAGCUGUUCAAUAUUGCAGCUGGCACACAGUUAGCACAGACUUGCUUUUGUUUUUCCCCUGUUGUUCAGCCGAUAAUUAUAUCUAAUGUACAUUGAUUAUUCCAUGGUCAUGUGCUCAGCAGAGACUAUUUAUAACUUUCAGUUGCAAUCAUCUUAUCUGCAAUUAUCUUCUAGUCAGUGAUUAUGGUCUAGUAUAAAUGUCUAAAUAAUGAACUUUUGUGUACAAAUACCUUUGUCACUUUCACUUCAUACUUUCCGCUGAUUCUCUGCGAACAGUUGUUUUGGACAAAGAUAUACAGCUGUUAAAAAUAAUGGGGAUGGAAAUAGUUGUUUAAAUAAUAAAAAAAAAGCAGAAAGCUUCAAAUUUGACAAGUUCAGUGAACUGUUACAUAAAAGCAAAAUCCAGCCCAAGUACAGGGAAAUGGGAACAAUGGCAUUAUUAAAUAUUGAAUAUACAUGAAAUUGUGUUUAGUGAAUGGACUGUGGAAAGAAAAGUAAUGAGGUAUAAAAUUGAAGAGAAGAUGUAAAAUUUAUGAUUAAAAUUCCCUUUUUAACAGUGUUUGAGUUGCUUGUGUUGCUGCAGACUCUUUCUUGCCCCUCACUGCCAUGUAAACUAUACCACUAUAACUUGCUUAUAACUAUACUUAAUUAUAGUAAGGUAUAUUUCUAAAAAAAAAUUUUCCCCACGUUCAUCCAUACAAAUGAAAUCAUAAAAUGAAGGGUAUACUUUUUUGCUGCUAUUCUUAGAAAAAUAAAAUAUCUGGAGCAGGAACGCAUGUAUUCAUCAUAGUGCCUAGUGACUCAAU